Messenger RNA from Gaeumannomyces tritici R3-111a-1, 201 nucleotides. RefSeq lists its product as hypothetical. The coding region runs from base 1 to 201 and encodes 66 amino acids. NCBI's taxonomy places the organism in Eukaryota, Fungi, Ascomycota, Sordariomycetes, Magnaporthales, Magnaporthaceae. The transcript is spliced from 2 exons. The record is from RefSeq and is a predicted model, not a curated record.
AUGGCCGGUAGGGCGGCGACGCUGAGCAGCGGUGAUACCGGGUUCGUGGUUGAGCUAGUGAGUGAGUGGUGUGUGGCGAUGAACCUUUUGGGAGGCCAGCGCGGCCGUUUUGGCAGUAGAUCCACGGAAGGGGACAGAAGUAUGGGAAAUGGCGAGUUGGCGGGAGCAAAGCGAGAGGGUUGUCAAGAAACUGUCCUGUAG